Molecule: messenger RNA, 2634 nt
Organism: Rhincodon typus (whale shark)
Lineage: Eukaryota; Metazoa; Chordata; Chondrichthyes; Orectolobiformes; Rhincodontidae
Product: sodium-dependent lysophosphatidylcholine symporter 1-A-like
Exons: 6
Coding region: 1-594 (197 amino acids)
Biological process (GO): carbohydrate transport
Cellular component (GO): membrane
Molecular function (GO): symporter activity
Source: RefSeq, a predicted model, not a curated record
AUGCUACAACUAUCUGGUUCACUUUACGAGAAUCUGGUCUCUGCAACCGUCAUGGUGCCAUUCUGGCAGUGGGUCUUGGUAAAAUUUGGAAAGAAAAUAGCACUGUUUGUGGGACUUAUUUGGUACAUUCCACCUUUGAUCAUCAUCGCUACAGUUAAUGGUAAUCUGCCAGUUAUUAUUGUCAUGGCCAUCGCUGCUGGUGUUAGCCUUGCUGUUGCUUUCUUGUUACCAUGGUCAAUGCUCCCAGAUGUGGUGGAUGAUUUCAGAGCAAAGAACCCUCAUUGUGUAGACCUUGAACCAUUGUUCUACUCGUUCUAUGUGUUUUUCACUAAAUUUGCUGCUGGAGCUUCCCUUGGAUUUUCAACUUUAUGUUUGCAUUUUUCAGGUUACAGACCAGGUUCUUGUGAAUACAUUUCAGCUGUGGCAAGGACGCUGAAGGUGUUGAUAGCACCAGUUCCAAUAACCCUGCUGCUGAUUGGUUUAAUAAUAUUUUACUCUUACCCAAUAAAUGAGGCACGAAGAAAAGAAUUAAAGAUGGAGCUUGAAGGAGUUGUGAAAAGCUGGGAAGUGGAACUGGAAGAGAAUACACUUUAAAAACAACCCUGCCCAUUGUAAGAACUGAGAUCUUUGCAGAUUCCGGCUUCAGUUGGAUUGAGAUGCAGAAUUCUUGGAAUGCAGAUGUAUGGGCUAGUGGUCACCAAAGUGUGCCUCCUUGUGUAUAUUACUAAAUGUGGCUCAUAAUGGAGCUGUGAUGUAGAGACGGGUCUAAAAUGCAAACCGAAGGAGACAUCAACAAAUCAAACAUCUCUUUACCCAACAGGGCUGCACCACAACCCAAAACUGAAAUAAAGGGAGUUUAUGUCUUUAGUUUUUUUUACUUUAAAGAAACGUUUUCCAGUUUGUAUCAAACGACAUACUAAAUUCAGUCCUCUGCAGGAUGACUUCCUGAGAAGAGCUGAGCAAUCUCUAGUGUUUUGAGCAGAAGGAUUGCAGGCUGUGAGAAUGACUUACCAACUUCUCCCUUGAUCUUUGCUAUUCUUUAAGUCCCAAUUAAAGCCCCAGUGAAAGUAAACAGAAGAUAGAAUGGAAUCAUUCUAGCAUAGUUGAUCCGUUGCCCAAGUGAUAAAUGGGUGAAAUUACAGGAUGCUAUUUGAAAGAGCGUUGGAAAGAAUGAUAUGUUUUCAGCUAUUGUAAACCAAUUGAUAAAGACCUUGAUUAUUUUCAGUUUAGUUCCUCUCAUCACCUCUUCUAUACUGACCAGCAUAGGAAAAGUUUUUUUUUGUGUUUUGGAGCAAACCUCUAUAUAAUAAAUACAUUUGUUAAAAGGAGUUCACUUAAUAAAUGCUGCCACAAACAAAUCUUAACAUAGGAAUCAAGCAUUGUGGGAGAGGUAUACUCAAUUUAGUCCUGUAAUCAUAGCCUAAUCCUUAACCCUCCUUUGUCUUUUAGUUUUUGUACUGAACCAUUAUCUGAAAUAAUAGUAGCACAUUAUAGCUAAAUUGUUACAGAACCAAGACUCUUGAGAUUAACAGCAAUUUGUCUUUGAAAAUAAAAUGAAAAUAAUGCCCUUGAGACAAAUGCUGAUUGUUCCUCUGUAAACAAGGAGAACACAUGUGAGCUGAGCUUCAGCCUGUGAACCAAACUGAUGAUUACAAUAAAAUACAUCAGUUAUAGGAACUAAGUGGUCUGCCAUGAGAUGUCUAAGAAUUGUAUUGAUACGUUAAAAAUGCUUUUAAAAAACUUGGGAGAUCAUUUGAACUCUCAAUUUCAGGAUGACUCAUUGUGCUUUUUAAAUCCCUGCUGUAUAGUUGUGGUGAUUCUGAAAAUAUGGUACUGUUGGAACUGUUUUGAAAGCACUGAUGUAAUUAACAUUACAAGCAGUUUUUAGGACAGGAAGCUAAACACAACCACUUCCUCCUCCCAUUUAUGACUAACAUUUAAUAACUUGAAAUAAGAAAAAUUAAAUGUGUGUUUAUAUUUGGACACUGAAGGACCUUUAAGUGCUGUCCAAGAAUCAGUAGGAUUGUAAUAUUUUUCAUCAGAGUCGGUGUGAAAUACAAUUCAAGACAAAAAUUAAAAUUAACAUGAUGUAACUCAUAAAACAUGUUUAUUAAUACUUGACUACAGCAAAUAAUUUGACUGAGUCACUUGAUCUACAUUGGAUGUUUAGUAAAAUUUUCCAUCUCUGUGGAAAUUUGCUGACAUUGUCAUGAAAUCCAGUGAGCAAAAUUAUUUCAUACAGUAAAGGUAAUCUAUACCAGUGUUUGUAUCUAAUAACCAGUGUAGUUACUCAAAUGGAAGGAUGGAGGGAGAAAUUCAACAUCACAUCUGAUAAUUCAAAAUCAUCUUAGUCCAGGAGAAGGGUGAAGCAACCAUUACAGGCUUAUAUAAGACUAACUGGAACAUUACAAAUUAUGUCUCAGAUUAUGCUCCCUGUAUAUUUCUAUUGAUUGUUUAUGUCUGUGUUGUAUAUGUUUAGAAGUAAUUUAUUGUAACUAUAUUUCUGAAAACUUGGAUUUUUUAUGAAUGUUCUCAAGUUUAUAUAUUUUAUAUUCUAAAGUUGUAGCCUGGGAUUUAAUGUAUUUUUUUCUUUACUGUGCACAAUAUCUAUAUUAAAGAAAACUGCUUGUGUGC